AUGCUGAUCCCCGCACAGUCGGCACCGGCGCCUCCGUUCUCCUCUCUCCGCUCCAUAUCGUCACACUACCUCCUCCUUCCGUCCCACUUCCUUCCCCCUGGCGGCGCCAGCGUCCUUCCCCCGCUCCGCCGCGGGGACCUCGCCAUCCGCAUGGGUGGCGGGCCGCGCACCUACCCCGGCGGCGUGUCCAAGUGGCAGUGGAAGCGGAUGCAGGCCAAGAAGGCCCGGCAGCUCCUCAAGGCGCGCCUCGCCCGCGAGCGCCAGCUCUACGAGAUGCGCAAGCGCGCCGAGCUCCGCGACGCCGUCGCGCACCUCGAGCGGCCCUGGGACCCGGACUCCUCCUCCGCCGCCGACGCGUCCGCCGUGGCUCCCAACCUGCUCUCCGUCGCGGUCGAGGACCAGCUCAGGGCGCUCGCGGACCGUUUCCACCGCCCCGGCGGCGUCGACCUCUGGAACGACCGCGACGGGCCCCGGGUCUUCGCGUCCCCGGCCACAGGCGCGGCCUCCGCCAGGUUCUUCCCCAGGAACGCCUUCCACAGCAUCCAGCCCUACGCGCUCAUCAGCGACGGCGGGGAGGCGACCGUGCUGCGUGGCGGUGCGCAGGGUGUUCGUGAGAAUGCCGCGGAGGACGAAGCAUAUAGUGGCAUUACUGAUCGCGAGGCGGUUGAACUCACAGAAAGGGAUGGAACAUGGGAGCCGGUGAAUGCCCUCAGCGACGCCGAUGACAGCAUUGCCGGUGACUGGACCUCGGAUGAUGAUGAUGACAGCGAUGCUAUUUCUGAAUCAGAGGACAUUGGAGAUGUCGGUUCUUGGCGCGAGCAAGGAACCGUGGUUAGGAGAAAUGGAAGGAGCAAUGGUGUGGCAAGAUGGGAAGCUGCAGGUGCAGUGGCUGCCGGCAGCAACAACGACAGAGGUUGGAGUGGUAAUGCUUUCUUCUCGGACUCAGAACGACCAAGAGAAGGUCAUCGUGAGCAAAGAUGGCAGGAGAGAAGCACCAGUGCAAGUCCAAGGAAGCAGGCCAGUGGGAGAUGGACUGGCUUGAAGGCCACAGCAGGCAGCCAUGUCAGGCAGAGGGGGAGAACUGGUGCUGGUUCGUUCUCUGAAUCUGAGGUGAUCCGCGGUGGCUCGGAGCCGAAAUGGAGAGCAAGCAAGGGCAAGAGAGAUGACACAAGGAAUGGUGCCGGCAGGUGGAAUGCUCCUAAGAAGGAUUGGAUGGCUGAUGGGUUUGAUUCAAAUCCAGACAGUGCAAGAGGGAGGGAACUGGAACCAAGACGGGGAGCUAGAAAUAAUGCCAACGGCGGGGAGAAGCUGUUGAAGUACUUGAGGGGUGACCCGCACGCAAACAGCAGCAAUGGCUUUGCGGAGGAUUUGGAGGCACCAAAAUGGAAGCCGAGAAGAAUGAAUCGAGCUAGGAACAACAGUGGUGGCAGAGAUGAUGACAUGGGUGGGAGAUUCAGGCGAGGUGAGGAUGGCAGAAAGGACGGUGGACGUAAGACGAGCAGGAAUGGAGGACGACGGCUCUGGGGAGACGAAUACUCGCUACGCCCAACGUCGGAACUGCGCGGCUCUUGGCCGGAGACGGGAUCGGAUGGAUUGUAG
Miscanthus lutarioriparius is the source of this 1599-nucleotide messenger RNA. Lineage: Eukaryota; Viridiplantae; Streptophyta; Magnoliopsida; Poales; Poaceae. The record is from the annotation of a GenBank genome assembly.